AUGAAAAAGGAUCUUAGUCCUAUCGACUGGGCAUCCACUCUCUCCGGCGAUGUCGAAGAGGCUUGGUGUCAGUUCAAAGAGUUAGUCCAAAACCUCAUCUCCAACCACUGCCCAAUCAUGCGCAAAAGACUAACAAAUAGACCUCGCUGGUUGACUCCGUCCUUAAAGAAGGAAGUUAACAAGAAGAGGAAGCUAUGGAAAAGAUCGCUGACGGAACGCACGCCAGAAUCCCUAAGCAGUUAUAAGUUACAGAGAAAUCGGGUCAAAAUUCUCAUCGCCAGAGAUAGGAAAGCUUUUGAAAAGAAUCUUUUGAACCGUGCCAUGAUUAAUCCAAAAAUCCUUUACAGCUACAUAAGACAGAGCACACGGAACAAAGAUCCUGUCCCACUGCUGCGAACGGCUGAGGGUGUGGAAAUCUCCGAUGACAAGGAUAAGGCUGAACAUCUCUCUCAGUUCUUCCGGUCAGUCGUGACAAGUGAACCUGCUUUUUCCUCACCCGCUUAUGAAGACGAUGAAACGCCUACCCUCGAAGCCGUCUUCUUCACCGAAACAAUUGUUCGGAAUGAGUUACUAAACCUAAAGGAAUCGACCUCCCCAGGCCCUGAUGCAAUCCCGGCCAAGCUGCUGAAGGAACUAGCUUCCAAAAUGUCCAAGCCGUUAGCCUUGAUCUUUCAAACGUCAUUUGUUACUGGAUGCCUGCCCUCUGACUGGAAGUCCGCUACCAUCAUUCCGCUUUUUAAGGGUGGAAGUCGUGCGUCUGCGAAUAACUACAGGCCAGUGAGUCUUACCUCCAUCUGUUGCAAAAUCAUGGAGAAGAUCAUUAAGAAGGCCUUGGUGCAGUUCCUCGAGCAGCACCAUCUCCUUUCCGAUGCCCAACACGGCUUUCGAAGUGGUAGGUCCUGCCUCACGAAUCUGCUCUUUACGCUCGAACGCUGGACCAAAGCACGUGAUCAGUCAGUAUCAGUCAGUAUAUUUGGAGUAAACAACAGAAGCCAUGAAAACUCCAUUUAG
Spirometra erinaceieuropaei is the source of this 1011-nucleotide messenger RNA. Lineage: Eukaryota; Metazoa; Platyhelminthes; Cestoda; Diphyllobothriidea; Diphyllobothriidae. The record is from the annotation of a GenBank genome assembly.